AAUGGCGGCCUAAGGCGUUCCGCUUCCGGGUGGCGCGGGCAGGCCGGGCUUGAGGAAGAUGGCGGCAGCGGCAGGAGUGCCCGGGUGGGGCGGCCGGAGGCUGGCGGGCGCUUCCCUACGUUGGGGGCUCGGCCUGCUGGUGCUGCUGGGCUCGGCGCCUCCGCCGGGAGCCGCCACCACCCACUGGGUGGUCACCGAGGACGGCAAGAUCCAGCAGCAGGUCGACUCACCAAUGAACUUGAAGCAUCCUCAUGAUUUAGUGAUACUAAUGAGACAAGAAACAACUGUUAACUACCUCAAAGAGCUGGAGAAACAAUUGGUUGCUCAAAAGAUCCAUAUAGAAGAGAAUGAGGAUCGAGACACAGGACUGGAACAAAGACAUAAUAAAGAAGAUCCAGACUGCAUUAAAGCGAAGGUGCCCUUGGGGGACUUGGAUCUCUAUGAUGGCACAUAUAUUACCUUAGAAAGCAAAGAUAUCAGCCCUGAAGACCAUAUAGACACAAAGUCUUCUUUACCUCCAGACCUAGAACAGCCAGAAUGUACAAAAAUUCUAGAUCUUCCAUAUAGUAUUCAUGCUUUCCAACACUUAAGGGGGAUUCAAGAAAGAGUUAAUCUUUCGGCACCCUUGUUACCUAAAGAGGACCCCAUAUUGACUUACUUAUCCAGACGAUUAGGAAGAAACAUAGAGGAGAUUGGUCAUCGCAUUUAUGAAGGCCUCAUGAAGAAUUCUUCUUCCUGGGUAUUAUACAAUAUGGCUUCUUUUUAUUGGCGAAUAAAGAAUGAGCCACACCAAGUUGUGGAGUGUGCCAUGCGGGCUCUACAUUUUUCUAGCAGACACAAUAAAGAUAUUGCACUGAUAAACUUGGCAAAUGUGCUACACAGAGCACACUUCUCUGCUGAUGCAGCCAUUGUGGUCCAUGCAGCUCUGGAUUACAGUGAUGUCUUCACCAGCUAUUACACUUUAGGAAACAUAUAUGCAAUGCUUGGGGAAUACAACCACUCAGUACUAUGUUAUGAUCAUGCUUUACAGGCCAAACCAGGGUUUGAGCAAGCAAUUAAAAGAAAACAUGCGGUUCUUUGUCAGCAAAAACUUGAGCAGAAACUGGAGGCUCAGCAUAGAUCACUUCAACGAACAUUGAAUGAACUGAAGGAAUAUCAGAAGCAGCAUGACCAUUAUUUGAGGCAACAAGAGAUCUUAGAAAAGCACAAGCUGAUUCAGGAAGAGCAGAUCUUGAGGAACAUUAUCCAUGAGACACAAAUGGCAAAAGAGGCACAACUAGGGAACCACCAGAUCUGUCGCCUGGGCAACCAGCAGCACAGUUUGCAUUGCCAGUGGGACCAACCUGUUCGUUAUCAUCGUGGUGACAUGUUUGAAAAUGUUGAAUAUGUCGAGUUUGGUGGUGAUUUCUCCAUUUCCAGUAUGACGACCAUGCAUUCUGAGCUUCUUGCCAACCACAGUGACUUUAGCCACUCUUUGGAGUCUUCCCCUUUGGUCCAUUCUGUUGUCUCAUUAUGGGGCUUGGAAUCUAAUGCUUACAGGGAUAAGCAGAAUAUUAUGUGGCCUAAAAGAUCCGAUUGUGUGCAAUCCUAUCCAGUUAUUCCUUCCCCAGAGGAACUACCAACCUAUUUCUUGCAUCCAGAAAACAGGGGACAAAGGAUCCAUUCAAUACUUAACAGCCCAGAAGAGAUCAUUGCACUAACAGAUGUCUAUGAGCCAGAUUGUUCUUCUAUUACUGAUGUGCAAAACAGUGAUUCAACAUAUUUGUUGACCAAAGAACUAGGCAGUCUUCUAGAUCUGGAUGUAAAGAUGCCCGAUGAUCAUGCAAAACAAAUAUUAUACUCUCGUAUGAACAAUCAAUCAGUCACACAGCAACAAAUAGGAUCAUUCAUCCAUCAUGCUAUUGUAAAGGCAAGGGAACCUUUAUGGCUGGUGCUCAAUGAGGCUGGCCUUUACUGGCGUGCAUUUGGAAAUGGCACCUUUGCCUUCAGUUGCUUACGGAAAGCUUUUAACUUGACCCCGCACGAAUUCCAAGAUAUUCCUUUAGUUAAUCUAGCAAAUCUUCUUAUUCAUUAUGGUCUUCAUCUGGAUGCCAGCAAGCUUCUGCGGAAAGCUUUGGCCAUCAAUGGCUCUGAGCCCCUGACUUUCUUGAGCUUAGGUAAUGCCUAUUUGGCUCUGAAGAAUGUCAGUGGGGCAUUACAGGCUUUCAGACACGCCCUGGAUAUCGCUACAAAAUGUCUGGAAUGUGAGAAGAGCCUGAAGCUGAUCCGCUGCUUGCAGUUCUAUCCAUUCUUAUACAACAUCACUUCUUCCACCUGCAGUGGCCACUGUCACGGAAAGGGUCAAGAUGUCAGCCAUACCAAACAGAAGUACUUUGACAUGCAGGACUCUGAUAUCGUAUUGAUGGAAGAAAAUAUUGAGUCAUCUCCAGAUGAUUCAACAGAUCUCAUUCACAGCUCCACAAAAGAGUCAUCUUUGACCUUAGAGAGCACUGUUAUUGCUGAAAGCAAUGGCUCAGAAGAGGUGGAAAAUUUGGGAGAUGCUCAGAUGUCUGAAGAGAUGCUAGCCUUAGUAGAUGAGUUUGAAAACUCUUGGCCCCUUGAAGGCUUUGAAGGGGCCCUCGAAGUGAAAGGCCAUCGGAUGGACCUGCAAGGAAUCCGUGUUCUCAAGAAAGGUUCUCCAGAUGGACUAGCUAGCUCCUGUUUUGGAGACUGUGGAGAUGAUGACGAUGAUGAAACUGAGUGGAUCACAUUCCAAGUAAAACGUGUAAAGAAACCCAAAAUGGAAAGUGUAGAUCUACAGGAGCCUUCAGGGAGAAAUGGAGAGGAAGGACUGAAUGGAGAAAAUGACAAUCUUUACCAAAUGGCACUGGAGAUCAGUGGGCCAAAAAUACCCUCCCCUGGGCCACCAGGAAAAAGGAGAGACUAUCGCAGCCUGGGCUGGCCAAGUCCUGAUGAGUGCCUCAAACUCCGCAGAGUAGAGCUUACUACAGUAGCCAGCACAUGGCUAGCUGUUUCUGCUAAAAAUAUUGAUAUAACAGAGCACAUAGAUUUUGCCACUCAGCUGCAAGAGCCAGCCAUGGAGCCUCUCUGCAAUGCCAAUCUGCCUGCCAGCAUGCACACCCUGGAUCACCUUCAGGGCGUUGCCAAUCGAGCCAGUCUCCAUUACUUGGGAGAGAGUCAACUGAAAGAGGUACUGCAGAAUCUGGGAAAAGACCAUUAUCCGCCACAGUCUUUAGAACAAGUUGGAACUCGAAUAGCCAAAGUUCUAGAAAAGAAUCAAACCUCGUGGGUCCUCUCCAGCAUGGCAGCGCUCUACUGGAGGGUGAAAGGUCAAGGAAAGAAAGCAAUUGACUGCCUCCGGCAAGCCUUACAUCAUACGCCGUACCACAUGAAGGAUGUGCCACUCAUAAGCCUAGCAAACAUCUUCCACAAUGCAAAGCUUUGGAAUGAUGCCAUCGUUGUGGCUACAAUGGCAGUAGAAAUCGCCCCACACUUCGUUGUCAAUCAUUUCACAUUGGCCAAUGUCUAUGUAGCAAUGGAGGAGUUCGAGAAGGCCAUGAGAUGGUAUGAAUCAACAUUGAAACUCCAACCUGAAUUUGCACCAGCAAAGAAUCGAAUUCGUGCCAUUCAGUGUCAUUUACUCAUGAAAAAGGAGAGACGUUCACCUUGAGAUCACAGUCUUCCUCCCUUUUUCUUGUAUCUGUUUUUUUAAACAACGAAAUCAUUGUUCACUAUUAUGCUUGUAAUGAGGUGUGCUAACACAAAUUCAGAAUCUGGGUUUUCAACUAAGAUUUGGGAAUUGGGUUUUUUGUUGUUGUUUUUUUCACACAUCUUUUGAGGGGAGGGACUUUAGUAAGAGCAAGCUCUUACCAAACAUCUGUAUGAUUAGAUACCAAACUCAACAAUCUUCCACAUUCCUGUGAUCCCACAUUUUCCAUCAUUCUCCAUUUGACGCCAGCGUAGACUGUAACCUGCUUCUUGUCUUAGCAUAUCUAUGAAAAUGCAAAGCACAUCAUUGCAGCAGACACUGUACGUAGCAAGAAGCCAUAAUUAGCUUUUCAUCCAUCAGGAAAACAUGUUCUAUCCCCUCACCCAGUCCAUAUUGCAGCGUUACCAGCUCAGAGAUAGAUGUGAGAUAAGAAAGCAAGUGGUGGCAAGCCAUUUUAAUGUGUUUAAGAACACAAAUACUUUUUAUUGACUGUUGUUUUAUGGGGAAGAAACAGAAUCAUAUUCAUUGUGAAAUGGUAUUUUUGUUACAAAAAGAAAAGGGAAACAAAAAAAACAAAGGGUUUUUUUUAAAUAAAUAUAUCAAUAUAUAUUUGAAGCCCUGGGCAGCCUUUAGCCUCUCUUUAUGAAUAAUAUGUUUCACCAACUGCGUGUAAGGUGCAAAUGUUACAGGCAUGUGUAAACAUGCUUUUCUUCUCUGUGUGUCUCUGAAAGCUAGAGAAAAUCAGAGAAGCCAAAUGGUCUGUUUCCAAAUCAGCGUCCGCCUGGGACAGUAAAGGAUCUCAACUGAAUCAACAAAGGCACAGAACUUGGAACAAAAAUAAACAAUUAUGUUAAUGAACAGAA
Molecule: messenger RNA, 4572 nt
Organism: Anolis sagrei ordinatus
Lineage: Eukaryota; Metazoa; Chordata; Lepidosauria; Squamata; Anolidae
Gene: TTC17
Product: tetratricopeptide repeat domain 17
Biological process (GO): actin filament polymerization; cilium organization
Cellular component (GO): cytoplasm; actin cytoskeleton
Molecular function (GO): protein binding
Source: RefSeq, a predicted model, not a curated record